GCCUGGAAGAAACUACAGUUCCGCCCGGCAGUGUUAGCCGCCCUGUCUAAGACGCUGCGGCGAGUGCUUUCUUUUGGCACGCCUCGUUUGCUUGUCCCGAUGUCUUUGCCAUGCUCGGCGGUGAAAUUCCGCAGGAUCCUCGCUCAUUUUCCCCAAGAGCUCAGCCUGGCCUUUGCUUAUGGGUCUGGGGUCUUCCAGCAAGCAGGGGCCUCUGCUGGGGAGAGCAGCAACAAUAUGUUGGACUUUAUAUUUGCUGUGGAUGAUUCUGUAACGUGGCAUAUGAUGAAUCUGAUAAAGAAUCGGAAUCAUUAUUCCUUCCUAAAAUAUUUUGGGCCUAAGCCAAUCAGUAACAUCCAGAACUACGGAGCAGGAAUUUACUACAAUACACUAGUGCCUUGUAAUGGCAGAGUUAUAAAAUAUGGUGUCAUUAGUACUGAUGUUCUGAUUGAAGAUUUGCUUCGCUGGAAGACUCUCUAUGUAGCUGGGCGUCUGCAAAAGCCGGUGAAAAUUCUUGCCCAGAAUGAGAAUGGUAAGCUGCAAGCCGCCCUCACUAGCAACUUGAAGAGUGCAGUCACAGCAGCCUUUCUUAUGCUGCCUGAAAGCUUCUCUGAAGAAGACCUUUAUAUGCAGAUUGCCGGCCUCUCUUAUUCUGGUGAUUUCAGAAUGAUAAUCGGAGAAGACAAGUCGAAGGUGAUGAACAUUGUGCAGCCAAAUAUGGUACAUUUUCAGAAGCUCUAUGGUAACAUCUUGCAGGAUUGCCCACAAGUGGUAUACAAACAUCAGCUAGGUAAACUAGAGAUAGACAAGAGUCCAGAAGGUCAAUUUGCACAACUGAUGGCUCUGCCAAGGACUUUGCAACAACAAAUAACAUCUCGCAUGGAUCCACCAGGGAAGAACAGAGAUGUGGAAGAGAUAUUAUUGCAAGUUGCCCAUGACCCUGAUUGCGGACUAGUGGUACACCAGGGCAUUUCAGGAAUUGUGAGAUCAUCUAGUCUAAUUCAAAGUGCUAAAACCACCUUAACAGCUGGGAUGAAAAAAUCUGCCACUUACACCAUGAAGAAAUUGUACAAAAUGUCAAAAGGAUGGCUAAGGAAGACAUGACAUUUGUGGGCUUGGACAAUUGACAAAUCAAUUGAUCUUACCUGUGGCUAAAGGUCCUCCUCCUCCAUGGGGAAUGCAGAAAGUUUUGUGAAGAUUUAAAUGUGAAACAUCUGACCCAUAGUCUCCAGGACGACACAGGCCAACCUGUCAGAAAACGGACACCAGAAAGUGUCAAAUACAAAAGCCUGCCUUUCUUAGGAACAAUUCAAGCUGGCUUACAAUCAAACCAACACAGUGCAGUCAAAUAAAUAAAUAAAAAGAACCACCAAUUAAAAAAACUAUGCUCACAAGAGAAAGGCACCCAGAAGAUGAAAACUAUACAGAUUCGCAAGAGCUGCAAGAAGGCCCAUCAAACCAACAAGGUAUUCUCCUCUCCCUGCACUUCCCCUGAAGAAAGGCUGCCAAAGAGAGUGCCAGUCACAUCAACACACCUUCCGGGAGAAGGGAGCCCCCUAAGGCCGAGGCCAUCACUGAGAUGGUGGCAUAUAAAAAGCAUUCCGUUC
Hemicordylus capensis (graceful crag lizard) is the source of this 1604-nucleotide messenger RNA. It is a transcript of the gene TAMM41, whose product is annotated as TAM41 mitochondrial translocator assembly and maintenance homolog. The record is from RefSeq and is a predicted model, not a curated record. Gene Ontology annotation, biological process: cardiolipin biosynthetic process; CDP-diacylglycerol biosynthetic process. Gene Ontology annotation, cellular component: mitochondrion. Gene Ontology annotation, molecular function: phosphatidate cytidylyltransferase activity. Lineage: Eukaryota; Metazoa; Chordata; Lepidosauria; Squamata; Cordylidae. Bases 100 to 1101 code for a protein of 333 amino acids. The transcript is spliced from 10 exons.